UUAUUCCUUUGACCAUUGAGUGAGUCUCCCUGAUGAAAGAUGACAUUUUCUUUCAUAACUACUUCAAGUAAACACUAAACAGCGCGAGUUUCGUCUGCACUGUAACUGCUCCGGUGGAGUGAGAUAUCGGUGUUUAAAGCGUGUGAACAAUGUGCUAGCUGCCACGCCUCACGCCCCCACACCUGCUCCGUCAGCCUCGCAGCCCUCACCACAGCAGCCUGCCUCUCCUAUGCGGCGUCCAUUAUGAUGGAGUCAACCGGCUUUCACAAGUGGACAAAGAAUAUUUUAAAUGAACUUGACAUUAAUCCAAAGAUUGUUGUAUGUGCUAAAAAAGCGGGCUUUGUUUCUGCAUCCAGCAUCCUGGGAGCCUCUCAGAAUGAACUGGAAGAGAAGCUUGGAUUGUCAUCAUUUCACAUCAAAAACUUCACUGAUGCUGUCAUCUCACAUGUUCUCCCUAAGAAAAUAUCAGCUUGGGACAUGAGCCAGACAGGAGAGAGAGAUCUGAAGCACAUCACUUCAGGGUGUCAGAAUUUAGACAGCUUCCUAGGUGGUGGAUUGCCAGUCCGGGGCAUCACAGAGGUAACAGGACAGAGUGGAAGUGGCAAGACCCAGGUGGCAUUGCAGUUAUCUCUGUGUGCACAGCUGCCACCUGCUGCUGGUGGCCUUGGAAAAGGUGUCGCAUAUAUCUGCACAGAGUCCCAGUUUCCAACUGCCAGGCUUCAGCAAAUGGUAAAGCAUUUCAAAGUAAAGCACAGCCAAGGGCCAGCAUCCUACACUGAUGGGAUUUUUGUUCACCACAUCCCAGAGAUGGACAGCUUAGUGGACUGUGUGCGAUACCAGUUGCCCAGUCUGCUGUCACAGCGGCCCAUUGGUUUAGUGGUUCUAGACUCUGUGGCAUCUCCCUUUAGGGCUGAAGAGAGUAGCAUGGAAAACAAGAACCUUCUUUAUAUUCUUGGCUACCGUCUCCACCAGCUGGCUGCUGCUUACAACAUUGCUAUUCUUGCUAUUAAUCAGAUGUUGGGGAACAAGAUAUUCAAGACACAAGUGUUGACUGACACUAUUCCCCAGUGUAGGAGUUCCAGUUCUCCAUGAAAGAUGGUAGGAACAACAGAUAACUCCAUCCAAAUUGAUGAGGCAAGAUUUGCUGGUCGACAGAAGUACAACCGAGGAAGGAUGCUGAAUGGAGACAACGCUCCUCUCUCCGAAGACAGUGACGCAGAACAAGAAAACAACAGAAACCAUGGGUGUAGAAUUGAUGGGCCUUGGGUUUUUGGUCUUACACAAGGCUCAGACUGUCGGUACUUUUGGGUGGAAUGACAUGACCACAAUACUGUAAUCCCUAUUAUUGAAAGGGAGUGUGCAUAUGGUUCGGUGAUUCAUUCAGACGAGUGGACUGCUUAUAGCAACCUAAAUGCCAUGGGGUACCAGCAUUUUACAG
Messenger RNA from Portunus trituberculatus (swimming crab), 1438 nucleotides. Its product is annotated as DNA repair protein XRCC3-like. Gene Ontology annotation, biological process: t-circle formation; resolution of mitotic recombination intermediates; double-strand break repair via synthesis-dependent strand annealing. Gene Ontology annotation, cellular component: Rad51C-XRCC3 complex; replication fork. The transcript has 8 exons. Bases 244 to 1092 code for a protein of 282 amino acids. The record is from RefSeq and is a predicted model, not a curated record. Lineage: Eukaryota; Metazoa; Arthropoda; Malacostraca; Decapoda; Portunidae. Gene Ontology annotation, molecular function: ATP-dependent DNA damage sensor activity; ATP binding; four-way junction DNA binding.